AUGUUCGGACCGUUGGAUCGAACUCAAACUCACAGUUUGUCUCCCCCGGCUCAGCCGUCAUCAGCUGCCACUACUCCAGCACUGAUGGACCACUUGCUAGUUGGUCCCGGGGGGUCCCAUGCGCCGGCAUCAUCAACGUCAUCAAUGGUGCAACCUGUUAGCGCUAGGCGUCGUCAUCACCCCUCCAGCACCACCAAGACCACAUCAACAGACGCUACUGGUGCGUUGUGGUCUCAGCCAGCCAAGAAGAACACCCGGGGGCUGUGUCGGCAAUUAAAGACGGCCAAGGUCACCUAG
Messenger RNA from Prunus armeniaca (apricot), 297 nucleotides. NCBI's taxonomy places the organism in Eukaryota, Viridiplantae, Streptophyta, Magnoliopsida, Rosales, Rosaceae. The record is from the annotation of a GenBank genome assembly.